UUUUUGGAGGAAAUUUAUUUAAUUACACGUAUGUCUGAUCACGAACAAGACCAUGAUUUCGCAACCGGAGAUGCUGGUGCAUCAGCAACUUAUCCAAAACAGUGCUCUGCUCUUCGCAAAAACGAAUUCGUUAUGAUAAAGGGACGUCCGUGCAAGAUCGUUGAAAUGAGUACUUCGAAGACUGGCAAGCAUGGACAUGCAAAGGUUCAUAUUGUUGCGCUUGAUAUUUUUACCAAUAAAAAACUGGAAGAUAUUUGCCCAUCUACUCAUAAUAUGGAAGUGCCAGUUGUUAAGCGUAAAGAAUAUCAGCUUCUUGCAAUCAAUGAGGACGGUUUUGUUAGCAUGAUGGAUUUGGAUACUUGUGACACUAAAGACGAUCUUCGUAUUCCGGAAGGUGAACUUGGUGAACAGAUUAAGCAAGCAUUCGAAAAGGACGAAAAUGGAAUUCUUGUUACUGUUGUCUCUGCUUGUGGAGAAGAAGUGGUUCUUGGCUGGAAGAAUAUGCCAAAUCGUGAUUAA
Messenger RNA from Meloidogyne enterolobii, 519 nucleotides. The record is from the annotation of a GenBank genome assembly. Lineage: Eukaryota; Metazoa; Nematoda; Chromadorea; Rhabditida; Meloidogynidae.